Parasteatoda tepidariorum (common house spider) is the source of this 1155-nucleotide messenger RNA. Its product is annotated as noggin-1. The record is from RefSeq and is a predicted model, not a curated record. Gene Ontology annotation, biological process: negative regulation of cell differentiation; osteoblast differentiation; negative regulation of BMP signaling pathway. Lineage: Eukaryota; Metazoa; Arthropoda; Arachnida; Araneae; Theridiidae.
AUAUGCCACCCAAUUUCAAAAGACACAAGUGUUUGUGAAACACUUUCAAAAGGCUCCGUUUUGGAUAAACAUAUACUCGACGAUAUUCCGGCUCUCUUUUUCUUAUAAAAAGCCUCACAUCCAUUCACCAUUCAUUUCAAAUAUUUCUUUACUUGUUUCUCCUGAAAAUCUUCUAGUGUUCAUUUGUUUUUCCCCCUCCCCACAACCUUUAAGGUUAAACAUAAAAUUUUAAAAAAAUGCUACGCACAAUCUUUGGAUUCAUUCUUUUGUUCUUCCCACUGAUCUGUUUAUCUGCAGAGACGACCACGAGUGGCAGUGUCUUUAUUCGAAGGAAAUCGCCCUCGUCCAGAAUGGGGGGCGGUGGGGGACGUCUCUCCCUCAUGAAUAACCGCUUCAACAAGCGACCCAAGAAGAAACACUUGGAUCCCGACCAACUUCUGGAUAUUUUGGGAAGUUUCUACGAUCCACUCUGGAUGUCCAUUGAAGAGCCCACUCCUCUGGUCAACAAGGAUCCUGACCGCGGUGCCACAUACGUUUACAGAGAAUGGCAACAGGCAGAACUUAUAAAGCAGCUUCAGCUGUCUAAUCUGAGUCAGGAAUUGGCUCAAGCAAAUAUCCGAGAAAUUCCUGGAUUGGUCAAAACUGUCGAAAAAUGGAUGAUGAAAAAAGCAUCUUGUCCAAUCAGGUACGCGUGGGAAGAUAUUGGAGCAUUAUUUUGGCCCCGGUACAUCAGACGUGGCGAAUGCGUGAGAGCUACCUGUUCUUGGCCUCCUGGAAUGCAUUGCGUACCUUCUGGUACGACAACGUUGCAUCUGUUGAGAUGGCAGUGCAAAGUUCCGAAAGGGCGCAGGAAAAACCUCAAGAACAACAAUAAAGAACAACUUAAAAACAAAGACCAGAAUAUAAAUUUAAAAUGCAGCUGGAUACGUGUUCCAUAUCCAAUCACCAACGACUGUCUUUGUACCUGUUAACAUUGUAAAUACCCGUGAUUCAGUGAACAGUCUUUCAAAAAUGUGCAACACUUUUAUCAUAAAUAGAAUUUUAUUUAGACAUUUUUUAUACGUAUUUUAAUGAUGCCUAUUUAUUAUACUUUUUUCACUGUUAAUUACAUGAAUGCGUAAGAAGGAAGUCAAAUAAAAACGUUUAAAUAAGAAA